Messenger RNA from Onthophagus taurus, 857 nucleotides. RefSeq names its product Vacuolar protein sorting 37B (gene Vps37B). Gene Ontology annotation, cellular component: ESCRT I complex. NCBI's taxonomy places the organism in Eukaryota, Metazoa, Arthropoda, Insecta, Coleoptera, Scarabaeidae. The record is from RefSeq and is a predicted model, not a curated record. Gene Ontology annotation, biological process: ubiquitin-dependent protein catabolic process via the multivesicular body sorting pathway; protein targeting to membrane; protein targeting to vacuole.
UACCCCUACUUGUUUUCAUCGUGCUGUCACAAACGUCAAAAACACAAAUUUUUAAUAACUUUUUUUUGGAAAAAUGGCCUUUGUUGCGCUACAAACCGACUGUAAAAAGAUUAUUUCGAACCUAAAAUAUUUAAAUAAUGACGAAUUGGAUCAGAUAUUGAACGAUAACUCGAAAACGGAGGCGUUAUUGCACAGCUUAGAUCAGACGUAUUUAAAAGAUAUCUCUUUGGAAAAGGAGACGAUUAUCGAACAAAAUAGGGUUUUAGCGGAAGGGAAUUUAGCUAAAGAGCCCCAAUUAGUCGAAGGGAGGCAAUAUGUCGAGAAAUUAUCCGCAGAUGGUGAAGAGUUAUCGAAUCGCGUUAAAGAGAAAUAUAAUCAAAUGAGGCAACAAUCGGGUGAUGUCUCCCUUGAAACGGCAUUAGCGUUGUUACAAACAGCUGCAAGUGAAUUGGAGGAGGACUCCGAGAAUACGACCCAAUCGUUUUUAAAUGGUGAUAUAGAUUUGGAGCAGUUUUUAGAUCAGUUUUUAACAAAACGGAAAUUGUUACAUCUUCGGCAAUUAAAGGCGGAGAAGAUGAUUAAAAUUAUUUCGAGGGAUCCGUUGGGGGGGUCCAAUUACGCUAACACCCCUCCAAUGGCAAUCAACACGAAUUAUUUCCCCGGAAUCCCACAAAAUUUAAACCCUAAUUCCGUGCCUUAUCCCACCGGAGGGUUUUACAUGCCUAUGCCGCACUCUAAUUUUUACCCAAAUAAUUAUUAAUUUUUAAUUACUAUAAAAUUUAAUCAAAUUAAACAAAAAAAUUAGGAUUAGGAUUCUUUGAUUAAUUAUAAGUAAAAUAUAAAGUAAUUACAACAUA